Ixodes scapularis (black-legged tick) is the source of this 4205-nucleotide messenger RNA. RefSeq lists its product as uncharacterized. NCBI's taxonomy places the organism in Eukaryota, Metazoa, Arthropoda, Arachnida, Ixodida, Ixodidae. The record is from RefSeq and is a predicted model, not a curated record. The transcript is spliced from 5 exons. Bases 150 to 1550 code for a protein of 466 amino acids.
AGACAAAAAAAUAUAAGGAAAAAGAAGUCGAUUUCGAAAUCGGCGAGGUCGAGAACUUCAGACCCCGCGAAUUUCACUUUCAUCGUCUGUUGGGAAGAAAAGAUAUCUAACGAACACUGACAUCGCCGGUCAAGUCAACAGAGGGGAGCAUGGAGUCCCUUUGGACCCUCGUCGGCCUGCACCCUUACGAGGUGGUCUACGAGCAGGGGGUGGUCCUGGUCCGUCCCGAGAAGGUGUGGCCUCCAGGGAAGUCCCUCCCCAAGGAGGUGACCCCCGUGGGGCCCUUCCUGCGGGUGCCGGAAGGGGCCCUGUCGAAACACCAGGAUUUCCUCAAGGGGCUGCGGCCCGAAACGGUCGUCUUCGCGGACUGCCUCCCGUUCGGGUCGAGCAAACGCUUCGAUCAUGCCGUUGCUCAGGUUUUCUCCCGGACGCCGACGGUGGUACUGGUGCACAACACGAACCUCCUGAGCUCCCUGGUGAAGGGCUUUGCGGGUAUGCGGACGCUGUACCUGCUGCACGACUUGAGGGUGCACGUGGGGGCGAGGGACCCCGGCAUGGUGCACGUCGGCCCCUUGGAGCUGCGUCAGUUGUACGGGGACUGCUCGGCCCUGGGUGUGAACCACCUGGUGGUGGACACUGAGGCGGCCUGUGCCCUGGCCGGAGUUUGCCCCAACUUGACAGAACUGGAGACAAACCUGGAGCAGAUGGCCGCACUGCCGUCGGAGAUCCUGAGGGUGUUCGACAUGAGGGGGAGUGAGCUGCGCUCCUGGAAGAGCCUGGUCCUCGGUUCGAGCCUGUCGAAUGCAGACGUGCCGACCUCCGAGGAGAUAGUCUCCAUGGCCGCCCAGCGGAACCCGGUCUUGCGCCACCUGCAGGUCUACGGAGCGUCGCUGUCUGCAAUCUACGCCAUCGUGGACUUCGACGAGAUUGCCUCGCUCUCCAUGAGGGCAGAGUCCCGCUCCAUAUGGAACAUGAGCUUCUGCUACGAGCUCCUCGACAAGUUCAGCCUGACUUCGCUCGCCCUCAAAGGCUUCCUGGGGAUCGACUUCUCCGCGAUUGCCGCACGCUCCGCCAGACUCCGGAGACUCUCGGUCACCUCGUGUCACACCUCGAAGCGGCUCGUGUCCAAGAGCUCCUUUCCGGAGCUGGACACUCUGGAACUGGACGUCCUGACCGACGACGAGCUCCAGAGCCUUCUGGCGGCGUGUCCGAAGCUGGUGACCCUGAGGCUUCGAGGCCUCGCGGCCAGCCGUCGCUUCUUGAGCACGUUCCCGGGGAACUUGUCUCUCAAGAGGCUGGAGCAGUUGGAGCUGGCUUGCCCAGAAUCCCUCGCAGACCUGGGGGUGUCCACGGCGAGACUCGAAACGGUGUUUGACAGCCUGCCCUCUCUGCGAUACGUGGCGGUAGAGUCCUACGCGCUGCGGCUGUUCCUGGAGAGCCGCCUGCCCCACGUGGCGCUCGGGUGGCUGUCGUGCACGGUGUGUGCGGCCAAGUUCCCGCAGCAUAGCAAGGAACAGAGCAGCAUCUGGCACAAGGUCCAUCGCAAGUGAUGCUGGAGCUGCCAUUGGGUCUUCUCAUCCGUGCCUUCCCAAGUGGUGCGGCACUCUGGGACGGUCGUCGUGCCGUGGACUUGUGAUCCCUACCGUGCCGUUCGCUGCUGGAACUUCGAUACUCGUGAAAAAAAAUGGCGGUGCACCGGGGUCCGUCUUCAUUCCGCGCUGGACAUUGCCAGAAGUGUUGGAAAGAUGACGACUCUACGGCUUUGAGGCAACGACGGGACCGACAACCACACCUUAGGUCUUCGAUAGUGUUCAUCGACGCGAAGAAGCACCAAUGCAUGCCUACAAUUCCACGUUUGGCUUGUGUUUCCAGUAACUAGGGGUUUGGACUUGAGCUCCUGCAUCCAGAUUUCAGUUUGAUAUGUCUAAAUGACGGCCGAGGAUUUGCCGAGUGAUGUAUAGCUAUGUGGGCCCAUUACCGUGUGAACCGGGGUCUUGUUUAUGUACAGAUGCUGAACUAGAGACCAUGAGAGGUUACAAGACAUUCCUCGAACUUGCCAAAGAUUUGACAGAAUGUGUCACACUUGUAUUUUAUUUGAGAAUGCUGACUCACGACUUGGCAGCAUUGGAAGAUGUAGGACGAGGGGAUUCUACACAAAUUAAGGGCUACCUGUGCAGGCAAUGUCCAUUCUGCCUUUCAAUGUGUGGAUGAUGCGCUGUUGAUUAUUUUGGGAUAGAACGCUUUCUGCGCGUUUGUUUUACGAACCUAAUGACCAUUACCGAAACAGAAUUUUAUAGCGGGUUACAUACUGUUGCCCAUGAAUCAUAGAAACAUAUCAAUUUGGUUCAACAAUGAAUGACAUGCCAGUCAUAUAGUACCGGAACGGAAACAUACACUGCCUGCAUGAAUGGUCUAUUGGAAACGUGCUUUUCGCAUCAUUAUAGUGACUAGAUUGCAUGCAAAAAUGACGGGUUCAAAAAUUGCCUCUUUUUGUGGGGCUCAUAAGGCAAUGCUUAAGAUAUGGUGUACAGCGGUAGCCAAUAGAUUAGACUAGCGCAUGCAUGGAUGUUUGAAGAGGAAAGGAUGGAUGUGACUUACUGUAUUGUAGAGCUGGGAAUGAACAUUGAUGCUUGCAACAUAUCACUAUUAUUUACUGGUUUUUCGAAACCUCCAAUCCUUUAUUUGUUAUCUUGUGCUAACCCCUUGAGGCAGCAUGCAAACCUGCUGCGACUUUAGAGUUGCAUGUUCCGACGAUUUGUUAACUCAAAUGGAAACUAUGUACGUAAAGUGCAAAAAACUAUGGCCGACACAGCUAGUGCAAACAAAUAAAUGAUGGUUUUAUGAUUUUUAUCUGUGAAAACUAGUCGUUCAGCAGUGUGGUCACCAGUGCAGCAGCUUAAGCGGUAACCCUUGGUGUUAGUCACAACACACCACCCGGGGAAGAUGCAGUCAUACAGCAUGCAUUUUACAUCCUGGUACAUUUUCUAUGGGAGCUAGCCUGUCUUUACAGCAGCACUAACAUUACACCUGUUCAGGAUGGAUGUACAGAGCAGUCCACUCGUAAAGGGAGCAACGCGUGGCUGGCACUCCGUGCAGCGCCGCCUGCAAGCACUCGCACAAGCCCCGCACAGACACAGUGAGCACCAGAGGUGGUGUGUGCCGUACGUCGUCUGCUACUGUACCGCUUUUUCGCGCACGCUACGGUGCAAAGGCAGACAAUGCACAUGCACUGUGAUGUGUGUGAAAAAGCGUUGCAGUAGCUGGUCGACACAUGGUACACUCCUCCGGUGCUCACAGUCUGUCACAGUCGCUGGCACUCUGUGGAGUGCCAGCCAUGCGUUCUGGUGCUCCCUCUAAGAGUGGACUGCUUAAACAGUUGGGCAAGAAGCUAGUAACUCCACGUGAGCGGGUGUUUUCCUCGAGCGCCUGACUGGCGGCUUUUGGUCGAAUUACUGCCAGCGUAAUAGCAUCGUCUGUGUGAAGCAGACGGGGGGGGGGGAGCCCAUUGACGCAAAUAAACUGCCAUUAUUGCUUCUGCCUGCGUCUUCGUCCUCCAAACAAAAGGAGGGAGAGGUUUCUUGAGGAGGCAAGCACGGCAAUCGCUGGUGCGAAAACAAGCUAAUAAAAAAUGGGCCUUUUUUUUUUUUUGACAGUGCUUCGUUAUCUUGUUUCAAUUUGUUCACUGGUGAAUAUUUUCUUUUUACGAGUGCCCAUUAUUCAUCAACUUGUGAAUCCUUCGCCUUUUUUUAUUCACACGAUGCUGUGGCACAAAAGUGAUAACAGCUGAGCCCGCAACAUUGGCACUAGUUUGAGUGAAAUCCACACAGUCAGGCGCUCCCCAGAAAGAAAAAAAAACGCCCACUUGCAUGAAGUCGUUAACUUCCUGCCCGACACUCUAAGCAUUUUGGCAUACAAGCUGCGGGGCCAAUUCAUUCUGCGUCUGCUCAUAGCCAAAAGGGUGCCUCGCCGAUUAUUUGCUAGUCGUAUAUUUUCUGAAAUGCAUCGAGCCCAUAUUACAUUCAUUUCGACGUAUUCAGACCCAGCAAUACCUUGGCUGCCCGAUGGGACACAAUGAUCAAUUUGUUUUUUUUGUUACGCACUAAGCAGCAAAGAUUGUGGGCAAGCAGUUUAUUUACAGCCAGAGUUGAUGCGGCGCAGAAAAACCUGUCAUGUCUUGCCUGUUCGAAAUAAAUUUGGUUGUUUUA